Monoraphidium neglectum is the source of this 555-nucleotide messenger RNA. RefSeq names its product N(6)-adenine-specific DNA methyltransferase 2. The transcript has 6 exons. Gene Ontology annotation, molecular function: protein-lysine N-methyltransferase activity. The coding region runs from base 1 to 555 and encodes 184 amino acids. NCBI's taxonomy places the organism in Eukaryota, Viridiplantae, Chlorophyta, Chlorophyceae, Sphaeropleales, Selenastraceae. The record is from RefSeq and is a predicted model, not a curated record.
AUGGUAGCAGUAGAGCCGCAGACCUUCCUUGAGAGGCACGACGAGCGGGCUGACUUCAAUCAGUACUGGUACUCUGGCAGCACGAUCAGCGCACUGGUGCAGGAGAUUCUGGACGCUGCGCCCGCCGGCGACAAGGUGGCGUUCCUGUCGACGCCCUCCCUCUUCUACAGCCUGCCAGAGAAUGCGGUGCUGCUGGACUAUGACGAAGCCAGCUUCGGCACCAGCCCCGCAUUUGUGCGCUACGACUACAACGCGCCCGAGCAGCUGCCCGAGAAGCUGGCGGGCAGCUGCGGCAUGCUGGUGAUCGACCCGCCGUUCAUCACCGAGCCAGUGUGGCGCCAGUACGCACGCACCGCGGCGCUGCUGCUGGCCCCCGGCGGCCGCGUCAUCUGCAGCACUGUGGCGGAGAACGCGCCGCUCAUGGCGGAGCUCUUUGGCGCCACGGCCUGCGCCUUCAAGCCGGCCAUACCCCACCUGGUGUACCAGUACUCGCUCUUCUGCAGCUACGCCCCCACCGCACUGUCCCAAGGCAACCCCGAGGUGCCGGACGAGUGA